CUCUGUUCUAUCGAUGAGGGGCAUUCUGUGAUUCACUUCUUGCUUUUUGGUAUUCGGAGGGCAUCGGUUCCUCAGUUGCAGUUGGAUUGAACUUUAAACACAGCAAUAUCAUAACCCAAAUAUUUGGAAGUGAACAGGAAACUUUCUCAACAGAACAAAGCGUCCCAAAAAGAAGAAAGGCAAGAGCGGACUACUUUUUCUUGUACAGCACAAAGCAAUCGACUUAGAAAAGAYAGAAGAAACACACACUCGCGAUAGUACAAUGAAGCAAUCGGUAGCCACGUUGUUGGUUCUGGGAACCGUGCUCCAGUCGUCGGACUCGUUCGUGACAAACCAUCCGAAUGCCGGAGGGAAGCCAUUGGCUAUUGCGCAAAAGACUAUGGCGGGCACAGGCCUACCUACGGCAACCACCGUCGCCAGAUGGGCUUCGACCAUGGACGAGAAGGCCGUUGACGAAAAGGUUUCCGAGGACGAAACCAGCGACGACAGUGAUGUUCGGUUAGGGGAUAUUAACAAGAACGAGGACAUCAACAACUUUUCGASYAUCGCCGACGRCGACGWGAAAGAAAGCUCGGUCGGCUUUGGGGAACGCGUCGCAAAUUCCGGGGUUGCAUCRGCGGCAGCCAUGGCCACCGCCGCUGUCAACGCGGCCGUCUCGAUGAAGACCCUCGAGGCACCCGAUGUCACCAAGUCGUACAUUGCACUCGACAAAACCCAGCAGGAACUCGACGAGGAGGGCCUCCCCCUCGUCUACGAUAAGGACGUCAUCGAGGCCUAUUGGAGCAAGGAAAAAGGCGCGCUGAACAAGCGUUGGGGAUAUUUCGUUGGAAAGGCCGUGCCUUUCCUGACCAAGCUCACCACCCUUUUUAUUCGGGACGGAAAAAUCGAGGAGAAGGAAAUCCCCGCCCUGAGCCGACAGGCCCGAUUGGAUCUGCAGGACCUGGGGCCGACCUUCAUCAAGGCCGGCCAGAUGAUGAGCGUCCGCCCGGACGUCCUGCCGCAGUCGACCCUGGACGAGCUUACCAAGCUCCAGGACAGUGUCGAGCCCUUUGACACUAAGGUUGCGGUAGAACAGAUAGAGAAGGAACUCGGGGGUCCCCUGGGGCAAUUCUUCACGUCCAUCUCGGAAAAACCCGUGGCGGCGGCCAGCCUAGCACAAGUUUAUCUGGCGACCCUGAACGACGGAAAUGACACCAAGGUGGCCGUCAAGGUUCAGCGACCGAGCGUACUGGGAACCGUCUCGAAGGAUUUGUACGUCCUAAGAAGGGCAGCCGAGGUCUUCCAGGGCCUAGUAGAGCGUUUCGCUCCACAGCAAAGGUACGUUACGCGCUAUAGUUCCGUCGAGAUUUUUGGGGAUGCCGCACUAGAUAUAUUUUAGCAAGUUCCACAGCAGCRCUUUCUAAUUUUAUUGUUUUCGCUAUUCCAAAUCAUGAUCAAACUGACGAAAUCGCAGAACCAAUUACGUUGCCCUGUUGAACGAAUGGUCGAUCGGAUUUUAUACAGAACUCGAUUUCAACAACGAGGCACGAAACCAACAAAAACUCCGAGACUUGUUAAUGGAGAAAAAGGUCAAGGGUGUAAAGGUGCCAAAGGUAUACAACGAGCUAUGUACGAGGCGGAUACUCGUCAGUGAGUGGGUGGAAGGAAAGAAACUGAGCGACGCUUCCAACGAAGAAAUCAAUCGGGUCACACCCUUUGCGCAGGAAGCAUUCCUAACGCAGCUCUUCGAGGUGGGAUUCUUCCACGCCGAUCCCCAUCCCGGGAACCUCAUAUUACUCGACGAGCCGACCGAGGCCGGGGAAGAGCUUGCCCUGAUUGAUUGCGGUCUCAUGGCAGCAAUCAACGAGGAAGAUCGCGACUUUAUGAUCUCCGCCGUGAUCCAUCUGGCGAAUAAGGACUAYGCUAGUCUGGUCGACGAUUUCGUCAAGCUCAAGAUUCUCCCCGAAGACACCAAUCGUGCAGCGGUCAUUCCGCUGAUGGACAAGGCACUGAGCCCUUACGUCAAGGGCGGUGGAGCCAAGAAAUACGAGGAAGAAUUGAAGAAACUCUACAAUAUGGAAGACGGAAACAUGCAAUCGCAGGUUGGAGGAUUCCAGGCCAUGACACAGGACGCUCUAACUGUCUUGAACGAUGUCCCAUUUUCAAUCCCGCCCUACUUUGCCAUCCUGGGACGAGCCAUUGUAACCCUUGAGGGUGUAGCUCUAACCGGAAACCCCGAGUACGGAAUCAUCCUUGAGGCCUAUCCCUUUAUCGCGCGAAAGUUACUGACCCGUGAGUCUUCCACGGUGCAAUCGGCCCUACAGGAAGUUCUCUAUGGAAAUAACGAUGAUGGUACAUCAGGAUUGAAACUGUCAAGACUCUUGGCGUUGCUGAACAAUGCUGCUGGAGCAGUAGCCACCCAAGACGGUGCCGUUUUUGUGGACAUCGACGCCGUGCCGGAAGACGGGAUCGACUUCCAGCAAGGACUGAAGUUUAUCAUGUCCGAGGAUGCCGAAAGCUUGAGGACYCUUCUAGAACCCGAGGUGGAUUCGAUCGUGGAUAUAUUGACGCGACAAAUAUUYCGGCAAGGGAUCCAGGAGGCAAUCGUGGCACUGACUCCKCCGCGUCCCCCCGCCAUUCCGUUCCUCGGAGAUAUCCUUCCGCCUAGCCCCAAGCUCGARGAACUCCCGCUGCCACUGCUUCUUCCGGGUGCAGAAGGGGUGCGGUCGCCAUCAUUUACUGUGACAACCCUUAAGCAGCUGACGGAUGCAGUUGCACCAAAACUGAACCAAAAGGAUGAGCUGUUUGCYUUGGGGCUCGCGGAUGCCGCGCAAGAAUUUUUCGGAGAGGGUAUGGGAGACUUUGUUCGGGGUGAGAGCGUAUUGAGCAYAAAAUCAAUUGAAAUCUUGCUGAGCGGCCUACGAUCRGGUGUUGUUGGCAAAACCGACCUGCURAGUCCGGAGGCAGUAGAGACUGUCAUAGAUACACUUUCAAACGCUCUGACMCUGGCUCAAGGAUCGUCUGCAUCGGAGCUAUCGAUGGAGAAGGAGUUGAGAGAAGCUGUUGAUAACUUGGAUCCCUCAGAGAAAGAGCGGUUAGAUGAAAUCGUCAACGAAGUGACAAAGCGAUCCAUAACUCGAUUUCUGGAACGAUUGUCAAGCUUAGAGAGCGCAUGAACUUAAUAAAUGAUAACAAUAGAUAUAAACAUUAAUU
Molecule: messenger RNA, 3192 nt
Organism: Pseudo-nitzschia multistriata
Lineage: Eukaryota; Bacillariophyta; Bacillariophyceae; Bacillariales; Bacillariaceae
Source: the annotation of a GenBank genome assembly